Molecule: messenger RNA, 3396 nt
Organism: Tripterygium wilfordii
Lineage: Eukaryota; Viridiplantae; Streptophyta; Magnoliopsida; Celastrales; Celastraceae
Product: AP-1 complex subunit gamma-2-like
Exons: 18
Coding region: 291-2927 (878 amino acids)
Biological process (GO): intracellular protein transport; receptor-mediated endocytosis; Golgi to vacuole transport
Cellular component (GO): AP-1 adaptor complex; Golgi apparatus; membrane coat
Molecular function (GO): clathrin-cargo adaptor activity
Source: RefSeq, a predicted model, not a curated record
ACAGUUUUUGUUGCCCAACUUUUUUUUUCCCAAUUCCCAAAAUUUUUUAGAGAGAGAGAGAGAACGAAUCACAGGCAUCUCCGUUAGUGAAAGAAGUAAACGUCUCGCAGAUCCAAAUCUCUCUCUCAGAUUUCCUGCUAAGUUUCUAUUCGGAUGUCGAUUAUCCAAUUCGGGCCAUCCGUUUGUUUGUAAGCAAAUCUGGUGGCAAUUUGUGCUUGACUGUUCCCUUUCCAUUCCUUUUCCGUUUGGAUCUGAUCGAGCGUGGGCGGAGCUUCUCUACGAACCCAAUCAUGAAUCCAUUCUCGUCCGUAACGCGUCUAAGGGACAUGAUUCGGGCAAUACGUGCGUGCAAAACUGCAGCAGAGGAACGUGCUGUUGUAAGAAAAGAAUGUGCCACUAUCCGGGCUUCAAUCAAUGAAAAUGAUCAAGAUUAUAGGCAUCGUAAUGUUGCAAAGCUUAUGUUUAUUCACAUGCUUGGCUAUCCAACUCAUUUUGGCCAAAUGGAAUGCUUGAAGUUGAUAGCAUCUGCUGGAUUUCCAGAGAAGCGAAUAGGAUAUCUUGGCCUCAUGUUGCUUCUUGAUGAGAGACAAGAAGUUCUAAUGUUGGUCACAAACUCAUUAAAGCAAGAUCUCAAUCACUCAAACCAGUAUAUUGUGGGACUUGCUCUAUGCGCUCUGGGAAAUAUUUGUUCUACAGAAAUGGCUCAAGAUCUUGCACCAGAAGUAGUACGAUUGCUACAAUUUCGAGAUCCAAAUGUUCGGAAGAAAGCAGCAUUAUGCUCCAUACGGAUCAUAAAGAAAGUUCCAGACCUUUCUGAAAAUUUUGUAAAUCCUGCUGCUGCAUUACUUAAAGAAAAGCAUCACGGAGUUUUAAUAACUGGAGUUCAAUUGUGCACAGAUUUAUGUAAAGUCAGUGCAGAAGCCCUUGAAUAUUUUAGAAAAAAAUGCACAGAGGGUUUGGUCAAAACUCUGAAGGAUGUUGCAAAUAGUCCUUAUUCCCCUGAAUAUGACAUUGCCGGGAUUACGGACCCUUUUCUCCAUAUCAGAUUGCUUAAACUUCUACGUGUGCUUGGCCAAGGGGAUGCAGAUGCUAGUGACCUUAUGAAUGACAUCCUUGCCCAAGUGGCAACGAAAACUGAGUCAAAUAAAAAUGCAGGGAAUGCCAUUUUAUAUGAAUGUGUUGAAACUAUUAUGAGCAUUGAAGAUAAUGGCGGUUUACGUGUUCUUGCUAUUAAUAUCUUAGGAAGAUUCUUGUCAAAUCGUGACAACAAUAUCAGAUAUGUUGCAUUGAACAUGUUGAUGAAGGCUAUCACAGUAGAUGCUCAGGCAGUGCAGAGGCAUCGUGCAACAAUUGUGGAAUGUGUGAAGGAUUCAGAUGCAUCAAUUAGAAAAAGAGCUCUUGAACUUGUUCACCUUCUAGUGAAUGAGAGCAAUGUGAAGCCUUUGACAAAAGAGCUUAUUGAAUAUUUGGAAGUAAGUGAUCAAGAUUUUAAAGGAGAUCUUACUGCCAAAAUUUGCUCCAUUGUUGAAAAGUUUUCCCAGGAAAAAAAUUGGUACAUUGAUCAGAUGCUCAAGGUUCUCUCUGAGGCUGGAAAUUUUGUAAAAGAUGAAGUGUGGCAUGCCCUUAUUGUUGUGAUUAGCAAUGCUUCUGAUCUCCAUGGAUACACAGUCAGGGCAUUAUACAGAGCACUGCAAUUGUCAUCUGAGCAGGAAAGCCUUGUUCGAGUGGCAGUUUGGUGCAUUGGAGAAUAUGGAGACAUGCUUGUCAAUAAUGUUGAGAUGCUUGGCACAGAGGAUCCAAUUACUGUAACAGAGUCUGAUGCUGUUGAUGUGAUAGAGAUUGCUAUUAAGCAUCAUGGAUCAGAUCUUACCACUAAAGCAAUGGCUUUAGUUUCUCUUCUAAAGCUCUCUUCUCGUUUUCCAUCUUGUUCACAGAGGAUCAAGGAUAUAAUAGUUCAAUGUAAAGGAAGCCUCGUUCUUGAGUUGCAGCAGAGAUCCAUUGAAUUCAAUUCUAUUAUUGAGAGGCAUCAGAAUAUUACGUCAACGCUGGUUGAAAGAAUGCCGGUUUUGGAUGAGGCAACUUUCAGUGGAAGGAGGGCUGGUUCUUUGCCAGCGACCAUUUCAACUUCCAGUGCAGCUUCUGUUAAACUUCCGAAUGGAGUUUCUAAGCCUUCUGUUGCUCCUCUUGUAGAUUUACUUGAUCUUACAUCAGAUGAUGCCCCCGCACCUAGCUCUUCAGGUGGUGGUGAUCUUCUUCAUGAUAUUCUUGGCAUCAAUUUGUCACCAGCUUCCUCACAAUUAGGCACAGGGCAGACUCCCAAAAGUGGGACAGAUGUUCUAUUGGAUCUCUUGUCUAUUGGAUCGCCGCCUCCUGUACAAAACAGUUCAUCCACACCUGACAUUCUAUCUUCUGGUCUAGAUAACAAAUCGCCAUUUGCCACAUUAGAUGGGCUCAAAUCUCCUUCACACAUCACACAGGCCACUUCUCCUGCAGGACCAGUACCUGUGAUGGAUCUGUUGGAUGGCUUUGGCCCCAAUCCAUCAGUAUCUGAGAACAAUGGUCCAGCUCAUCCAUCUUUUGCUGCAUUUGAAAGCAGCUCAUUAAAAAUAAUUUUUAAUUUCUCAAAGCCUCCUGGAAACCCACAAACAACAUUGAUCCAGGCCACUUUUACAAAUUUGUCACCCACGGCCUAUACAGAUUUUAUAUUCCAGGCUGCAGUUCCAAAGUUUCUUCAACUGCACUUAGAUCCAGCUAGCAGCAACACUCUACCUGCAAGUGGUAUUGGUACCAUCAAUCAGACCUUGCGAGUCACGAACAGCCAGCAUGGAAAGAAAUCCCUUGUUAUGCGAAUAAGGGUAGCUUACAAGGCAAACAACAAAGAUGUGUUGGAGGAAGGACAAAUCAACAAUUUUCCUCGCGAUUUGUGAGGUUGCUUAUUACAUAAAAAUGUUAUCAUGGUUUAUAAAUCCAUCGGGAAGCAGCUUGUCACUGUUUGUAGCAGUAGUUCAGUUUGAUACUUCAUUUCAAUUUCUUCUAGGUUCCUCAUGGCUUUGCAGCAAUUGGUGAAAGAUUUUGUCUUUGGGAUAUAUCAUAUGGCUUCACACUUUCCUUCAAAACGUCCUCACAUUAAGGGUUGUUUUUUGUACAUUAUAUAUAAACAUCUGUAGCGCUGGGAACUGAAUUUUGCAUUUCUGAGUUACCGAGCGAACGGAACUCGUGUCUGGUUAGAUAUUUGAGGCCCUGUUUUUGCCAGUAAUGUGUGGUUUAUGAAUUCAAAGCCCGUUUUCUUUUCCCCCUCAAAGUUGGAAUUCCUUGGGUUGAACAGUGACAUUGUAUGUUUUAUUUACAUUGAAGAUAUUCAAUUAAUAUAUUUAUUUGGUUCAUUUGCUUACCAUU